This is a messenger RNA of Durusdinium trenchii, 459 nucleotides long. The record is from the annotation of a GenBank genome assembly. NCBI's taxonomy places the organism in Eukaryota, Dinophyceae, Suessiales, Symbiodiniaceae.
AUGUUGCCGGGAAGACUGACAGAUCUUGGAGAGGACCUCGCAUCGAUGAAGGAGCCUUUACCCUUCCCAGAGGUGCCAUCAAGUGCCUUUAAGAAUUUGGCAAGUGACUCGAUGCGAGAUGAGAUAAUGAUGGAGGAAGAUGCGGCUGCUGCCUUGAGCGCUGCAUCCAAGAAGGUGGCACCUUUCCUCCGCGGUAAUGUGCACAAACCCGUCGCAGCGAGCGACGCAAGUGUCAGAGGAACAACACCGAGCAUAUCCCCUGCAGGAAGUGCUCAAUCAUGGCAGGAGGCUUUGAGAAGAGAGGGGAUGAUUGGCCCACAUCCAUCUUUGAAGGAUUGGACAGCUGGAACCUGGGUUUGGUAUCUCCAAACGGACAGCGCCCUUUUCAUCCAGGUUUUCUCGGGCCAGACACCCGCCUGCCAACCCCCGAGCAGGAGCGCGCAGCGCCGGCUGCUAUAG